Sapajus apella (tufted capuchin) is the source of this 1426-nucleotide messenger RNA. It is a transcript of the gene BIRC7, whose product is annotated as baculoviral IAP repeat containing 7. Gene Ontology annotation, cellular component: cytoplasm; nucleus. Gene Ontology annotation, molecular function: cysteine-type endopeptidase inhibitor activity involved in apoptotic process; ubiquitin protein ligase activity. Lineage: Eukaryota; Metazoa; Chordata; Mammalia; Primates; Cebidae. The coding region runs from base 76 to 1173 and encodes 365 amino acids. Gene Ontology annotation, biological process: negative regulation of apoptotic process; regulation of cell cycle; positive regulation of protein ubiquitination. The transcript is spliced from 7 exons. The record is from RefSeq and is a predicted model, not a curated record.
UCAGAGAAACACUGUCUGCCCACGUGCAGUGAGCAGGACCUGACACCCUGCCAGGGGCCCCAUGACACGCCCCCGAUGCACAGAGCAUGUGACCACAGAGGCCACCCUGGGCUCUUCCAGAAAGCGGUCGGCCCCGGGAUAUUCCCUGCCCAGGGUGUCUGGUGGCAAGGCCGUGCCUAUCCCUGCUGUCCCCGGGUGGGUGUGGGGGUCAGGAGCUGCAGAAGGGCAGCCAGGCAUACUCUGGGGCUGGCCGUUGGCCCCAUUGCUGCUGCAGACCUGGCCAGAGCCACCAUUCCCUCCAUGGGGCCUGAAGACUGUGCCAAGUGCCUGCACCGUGGGACGGAGCUGAGCCCCGAGGAGCACCGUGGCCCCCGCACUCUGUGCUGCCCUGUCCUGGGCCUGGACAACUGCAGAGCCUGGGACCACGUGGACGGGCAGAUCCUGGGCCAGCUGCGGCCCCUGGCAGAGGAGGAAGAGGAGGAGGGCGCUGGGGCCACCUCGCCCAGGGGGCCCGCCUUCCCCGGCAUGGGCUCUGAGGAGCUGCGUCUGGCCUCCUUCUACGACUGGCCGCUGACCGCUGGGGUGCCGCCCGAGCAGCUGGCCGCCGCCGGCUUCUUCCACACAGGCCAGCAGGACAAGGUGAGGUGCUUCUUCUGCUACGGGGGCCUGCAGAGCUGGAAGCGCGGGGACGACCCCUGGACAGAGCAUGCCAGAUGGUUCCCCAGGUGUCAGUUCCUGCUCCGGUCUAAAGGGAGAGACUUUGUCCGCAGCGUGCAGGAGGCUCACUCCCAGCUGCUGGGCUCCUGGGACCGGUGGGAAGAACCAGAAGACGCAGUCUCCGUGGCCUCCUCAGCCCCUGCCCCUGGGGACCCAGAGCUGCCCACGCCCGGAAGAGAAGUCCAGUCUGAAGGCGCCCAGGAGCCAGCAGGAACCAGUCCAACCCAGGCCUGGCGGGCGUGGUGGGUCCUGGAGCCCCCCGGGGCCGGGGACAUGGAGGAGCAGCUGCGGCGGCUGCAGGAGGAGAGGACCUGCAAGGUGUGCCUGGACCGCGCCGUGUCCAUCGUCUUUGUGCCCUGUGGCCACCUGGUCUGUGCCGAGUGCGCCCCCAGCCUGCAGCUGUGCCCCAUCUGCCGGGCGCCCGUCCGAAGCCGCGUCCGCACCUUCCUGUCCUAGGCCAGGUGCCAUGGUCGCCCAGGUGGGCUGCAGGGUGGGCCUCCGACCCCCUCUGCCCGUCCUGCACUGUGUUCUGGGCCUGCUGAGGACAGCAGAGCUGGGGCCCGUCCAGCACCAACCCACCCGAUUACCCGACCGCAGCCCGGGGUGGAGAAGGGAGCCCUGCUGGGCAUGGGGGCGGCUUUCCUGCCCCUGUUUGGAUGCUUUUGAGUAUCAAUAAAGUGGGUUUUCCCUGGACACGCUCAGCAGCCUG